CUGGGGUGGUUUCACUAAAGAGGCCUUAGAAGACCUCCCCUUUGCCACUAACUUUGCGUUCAGAGUUCUGAGUGGUACGGCUCGAAGCAGGCCGAAGCCAAGGAGCGCUUCACAGCCAACUCCGAGGAGCACUUCCAGCAGAAAGAAUGCCGCAGUAUGCCCCGGAAGCGGAAGUGAAACCUCGCCCCGAAAGGCUGGACUACACCGAGUGGUGACGUUUCCUCAUUGGACGGAAGGUUCGGUGGCAGUCAUCGGUCUUCCAGCUGGUGGGAGUUGGUGUCGUGGCGCUGGGCUUUGGCACUUUGGUUUAUAGAGUUUGGGAAGUCGGCUUGUGGGGUCGCACCUGUCUGUCUGCGCCUCCACUUUCUUGGGUUUCCUCCUUCGGCGUGGGGCCUCGCGAAGGAAUCCCGGGCCCUUUGGGCCACGGCGUUCGCGGUGCCCUUUGCGUGAGGAAAGUGAGGCUCAGAGAGAUUAAGUAACUUACUCAGAGUAACACAGCCAGUAUGUAACAGAGCUGGGAUUUGAAUCCAAGUCUCUCAGACUCUCAUGCUCUUUCCAGUACGUCACACUGCAGCAGAUUUCCUCAUAAGCGUGUUUUAAUAAGCCUUCAAGAUGGUACUAGCAGACCUUGGAAGAAAAAUAACAUCAGCAUUACGCUCAUUGAGCAAUGCCACCAUUAUCAAUGAGGAGGUAUUAAAUGCUAUGCUAAAAGAAGUAUGUACAGCAUUAUUAGAAGCAGAUGUUAAUAUUAAACUGGUUAAACAACUAAGAGAGAAUGUUAAGUCUGCUAUUGAUCUUGAAGAGAUGGCAUCUGGUCUUAACAAAAGAAAAAUGAUUCAGCAUGCUGUAUUUAAAGAACUUGUAAAGCUGGUAGACCCUGGGGUUAAAGCCUGGACACCCACGAAAGGGAAGCAGAAUGUGAUCAUGUUUGUUGGAUUGCAGGGGAGUGGUAAAACAACAACGUGUUCAAAGUUAGCAUAUUAUUACCAAAGGAAAGGUUGGAAGACCUGUUUGAUAUGUGCAGACACAUUCAGAGCAGGUGCUUUUGAUCAAUUAAAACAAAAUGCAACCAAGGCAAGAAUUCCAUUCUAUGGAAGCUAUACAGAAAUGGAUCCUGUUAUCAUUGCCUCUGAAGGAGUGGACAAAUUCAAAAACGAAAAUUUUGAAAUUAUUAUUGUUGAUACAAGUGGCCGCCAUAAACAAGAAGACUCUUUGUUUGAAGAAAUGCUUCAAGUUGCUAAUGCUAUACAACCAGACAAUAUUGUUUAUGUGAUGGAUGCCUCCAUUGGACAGGCUUGUGAAGCCCAGGCCAAAGCUUUUAAAGAUAAAGUAGAUGUAGCUUCAGUAAUAGUGACAAAGCUUGAUGGCCAUGCAAAAGGUGGUGGUGCACUUAGUGCAGUUGCUGCCACAAAAAGUCCAAUUAUUUUCAUUGGUACAGGGGAACAUAUAGAUGACUUCGAGCCUUUUAAAACACAGCCUUUCAUCAGCAAACUUCUUGGUAUGGGUGACAUUGAGGGAUUGAUAGAUAAAGUCAACGAGUUGAAGUUGGAUGACAAUGAAGCCCUCAUAGAGAAGUUGAAACAUGGCCAGUUUACAUUACGAGAUAUGUAUGAGCAAUUUCAAAACAUCAUGAAAAUGGGCCCCUUCAGUCAGAUUCUGGGGAUGAUCCCUGGCUUUGGAACAGAUUUUAUGAGCAAAGGAAAUGAACAGGAGUCAAUGGCAAGGUUAAAGAAAUUAAUGACGAUAAUGGAUAGUAUGAAUGAUCAAGAACUGGACAGUACAGAUGGUGCUAAGGUUUUUAGUAAGCAGCCUGGAAGAAUCCAAAGAGUAGCAAGAGGAUCAGGUGUGUCAACAAGAGACGUCCAAGAACUUUUAACACAAUAUACUAAAUUUGCACAAAUGGUGAAAAAGAUGGGUGGUAUCAAAGGACUUUUCAAAGGUGGUGACAUGUCUAAGAAUGUCAGCCAGUCUCAGAUGGCAAAAUUGAAUCAACAAAUGGCCAAAAUGAUGGAUCCAAGAGUUCUUCAUCAUAUGGGUGGCAUGGCAGGACUUCAGUCGAUGAUGAGGCAGUUUCAACAGGGUGCUGCUGGCAAUAUGAAAGGCAUGAUGGGAUUCAAUAAUAUGUAAAGAAGAUGCCUUAAUAUAAAUUGACUCGAUUACAUUAUUUGCUGAGACCUCAAUAGUUUCCCUCUUUUUUGCAAAUGGUGUACGGGGAAACAAAACAAGUAUUUUUUCUUGCCUUUUUUCUUUUCUUCUUGUCAUUUCCCCCUUUCUUCGCUCUCUUUCUCUCCCUUCUUUCCCUCCCUCUGCUCAAAGGGAGGGAUAUAUGGUGUUUGGGGAAAUCACUAUAUUUCUGCUUUACAGACAUCUUCUUGUCAGUUUCCACACUGUACACUUGAGUUAAAUCAUGAUGUGAAAUUUUAGUACAUAAAAGGUUUUUAAUUGUCUCAAAGGCCAAGCAUUACAUUUUUAAACAGUUAUAGUCAGUAGUUACAUGAUGUCUCAAUAAAAGUGCUGUAAAAUAAACUUCGAUGUGGCUAUAAGUUGAAAA
This is a messenger RNA of Echinops telfairi (small Madagascar hedgehog), 2551 nucleotides long. It is a transcript of the gene SRP54, whose product is annotated as signal recognition particle 54. The record is from RefSeq and is a predicted model, not a curated record. Gene Ontology annotation, molecular function: 7S RNA binding; GTPase activity; endoplasmic reticulum signal sequence receptor activity. The coding region runs from base 613 to 2127 and encodes 504 amino acids. Gene Ontology annotation, biological process: SRP-dependent cotranslational protein targeting to membrane; SRP-dependent cotranslational protein targeting to membrane, translocation. Lineage: Eukaryota; Metazoa; Chordata; Mammalia; Afrosoricida; Tenrecidae. Gene Ontology annotation, cellular component: signal recognition particle, endoplasmic reticulum targeting; cytosol. The transcript is spliced from 17 exons.